AAACUCAACCCCAGUUCGGGAGCGAAGGAAUUAAAAUAGUAUAAUAAUUAUAAAUAGAAUUGUAUAAUAAUAGUAUACUUCGCAACACAAACACAUAUCGAGCAAAUGACAAUCUGAAAUUACUAACAAACAUAAAAUCAUUGUAAAUCUGUAUAACUUACCACCUAUAAAAUAAUACAUGCAAACAAUCAUUUUACUACAAAUUAUCGCCAAUUGUAUAACAUUUUACCUACUUCGAUAAGUUAUUGUAAGGGGGAGCGGCGAGUGUAGCAAUCAGCUCACACACUUGCCCCAACCUCAAUUAAACCAACAAUACCAUUGUAUAAUGUACCACCUUUGUAAAUUAUAUGUUAAAGAAAAACGAAAAUAGAAUAAACGUAACAACACUCUCUCGACCACAUACCCACGAACACACACUAAUACACACAUUGUACAAUAAGCCCGAACACCGCCCAGGGGGUCCGACAAGGAACGAGCCGAAUACAAAAAUGCGAGGCUCGUCACCUCUGGAAGACUCCCCAACAUUCACUCACCCUGCCGACGGAGACUUGGCAACCAUAUUCAACCCCAUGGACUCCGUCGGUGGUUAACACCCCACGAAUCACGCAUCACACCUCACAGCGACACUACUCACAACAAACAGAACGACACAGGUUAUCCUGUCCCUCCUACCUCGCCCUAAGUUGUGUGGGCGAAUGGGCAACGUAUCAAAUAGCGGACCCUGCUCGCCCACACCCACCCUAUCCUAACCAGUACUCAAUUUUUCUAGAACAAAUUCCCCCCCAUACUCGAACCAUAAAAAAAAAACACAACACUAUAAUAUACCAACAAAAACAAACACAAGUUUCACAAACAAAAAAUACAAACGCCGCUACGAAUACCACUGAUAUUAUACCGAAAAUAGAUGAUGCAAUUGAUAGACAGUUAAAACAAUUUCACAUCAGAAAAACACCAGAAAAUACAUAUAGAAUAGACGAUAGGUCAAAAGGAAAAACAAAAACAUCACUUAACAGCAGUAAAAUGAAUCAGCAUAAAAGCAUAAACAUUAUGUAAAAUUUCAUGAAAGACUACGAAAAAAACUUACAUAUAAUUAAAAAUAAUCAGAUAAAAAUUUACAGGGCCAUAGACAGAUACGCGGCACGUAGUACUGAAUUCGAAACAAACUUCCUAACAACAACCAUUCUCAACGAAGUUGAAAACUCACUUCAGCAACUUUACAAUAAACUAGAAACCCUAGAAAAUGCAAUAACAUUCUCUCAUCUGGAAAAGAUGCACCCUAGUAUAUUAGAUGCGUCUUACCUAAUAGAGGAACUCAAUCAAAUACAAAAUGAAAUCAAUGGCAAUCUAGCAUUCGCCCCAAACAUCAAUAACAUCCACCUAUGGGAAAAAACGAUUAAGAUAAAAGCCUAUAGUACUAACGAAACACUAAAGUUCAUUCUAGACUUACCUAUAGUCGCCGAACAACCCUACAACCUCCUACACCUAUACUCCAUCCCUAACAACAACAACAAUACUAUCCUUAUACCUGAAAACCCCUACCUUAUCUUGGGAAAUAACGAGUUUGCGUACACCCACGAGCCCUGUGACAUCAUAACAGACAAUGAAGUCAUUUGUAAACAUCUUGAAUGGAAAACCCUCCAACAUUGCAAUGACUGCAUAGCCCAAUUGAUUCAACACCAAGAACCACAUAAUUGCACUUAUGCUAAAGCAAAUUACGAAAAUAACAAUAUCCAACAAAUCAAAGACAAUAGUUGGAUAGUUAUUAUGAAACAAUAUGAAGUUAUAAAAACAAUCUGCAAUCAAGACGUACAAUACCAACGCAAUAAGGGUGUUUUCCUAAUAACUACAGACAGCAGUUGUAAAAUCCAAAUACAACAUAGAAUCCUAUCAACCCAUCAGAAAUACAUUAACAUUAGGGAAACCAUACCACUACCCCGUGCAUAUCAAACACCAAAUGUAACCCAUAUUAAACUAAAACUAGACAGCAUAAAUCUAGACAACCUGAAGGAUGCCCUACGCCACUCAGAAGACAUCACCUUUCCUGAUGAAGAUGCAGUAACCAUCCUAUCAACACCCAGCUGGCCAUCCAUCACAAUGUACAUCCUAGUAUUCCUCACUGGAGUAGGAGUCGCAGUCUACAAGCGCUGGUGGAAACCUAGAUCGGCGCAAAUCACAGCUGAUCAUUCCGAACCUGAACCUGAGGAAGUCCAGCUUCGGUCACAGCCGUCAUUACGCCUCCAUCUUAGGGGGGGAAGAGUUAUGUUCUAGUAACUGGGUCAUUACAUAAAGACCACCAUUGUUACUUAGGAAUAAUUAAGUGAUACGUUCACAUCACGUAUCACUUCCUGGUACUUGUCACAAGAAACCAUUAUUAGUUAUAUUCCUUUAUUAUUAUGUAGAUAAGCAUUCAUGUACUCUUUGAAUGAAAUAAAGGGCAGUCUUGCUCUGCUCUUCAAGCGGAACACACCUAAAUAUUGUUUUUAAAAACCCUUUUGCUUUCGCCCACAACCUAACUCUGGUUAGUAAUUAUUUUUCAUGACCUUGUUUAUGAUACAUGUUGGAGAGAGGGGACUCCCUAACCAAACCUUAUGUUUUGUAGGACAAAUAUUUUUUCACGUUAUUUAGAUAAUUAUCUCGAUAAUUAACAAAGAAAAAUUCGGUUAGUAAUAUUUUUUUUAAAUUUUUCAAAUCAACAUAUUUUAUCCUUGCUACCCCUAUUAAGCUACAAUUUACCAACAUUACUGUAAGGAAAAACUUGGGCGUCUAGUCAAAAGGAAGCUACUCACGAAAAAUCAGCUUGAUAGUAAUAAACAAUUAAAAGUGUACCAGGGAUCCUGUACUAAAAGCUGAGUGUUCAAGAGAAGAUAGUUUGUUUUACAUUUAAUAUGAUGACAAGC
Manduca sexta (tobacco hornworm) is the source of this 2897-nucleotide messenger RNA. RefSeq lists its product as uncharacterized. The transcript has a single exon. The record is from RefSeq and is a predicted model, not a curated record. NCBI's taxonomy places the organism in Eukaryota, Metazoa, Arthropoda, Insecta, Lepidoptera, Sphingidae. The coding region runs from base 1060 to 2268 and encodes 402 amino acids.